CAGUCAUCAUCUAUAUCGUUGCGUUAUGAACGACCAGCCACCGCCUUUGGACCGAAAUGACGGUUACAGAUCAAACUCUCCCAAAAGGAAGAAGGCAAGGCAAAAGUAUGCACCGAAAGCAUGUGUAUCGUGCAGGAGGUCAAAGCUGAAGUGCUCUGGCGACAACCCUUGCCAGCGAUGCCGGGACAACGGCAAGCGCUGCUUCUUCUCAGAAGACCAGACGGCAGCUGAGGCCUUGCAAAACCUCAGUCGCCCUUCAAUACCACAGCGGACUUCAACGUCAACACCGAUCAGCAGUGGUAUCGGCCUCGCGCGACGCACGAUCAUACCAAGACACCAGAACAACGAACGGAGAGCCAGUGAUGCCACUGCUCUUGGGCUGUCCAUGGAAGCGAGGAUGUGUCGCAUCGAGUCUAUGAUGGAGGCACUACUUCAAGAGCGUACCAUGCAUACGACACCUAGUGCAGGGCUCCUCCGCGAGAACGGCAUUGAUAUCGCCCUGUCCACAUCAAUUGCUGACUCAGUUAGCCCAGGCCAGGCGUUCUUGAGCCAGCCCUCGCAGGCAAUUCGAUCUCAAGAUCCCAUAGACCCUUUGCUAGAUACGGAUACAGCCAAUGUGCGGGUGGGCAAUCGCAACCUCGUGUUUCCGGAUCCAGCCAUCUAUCAGAUUUACACUGAUACCUUCUUUCACGACAUCCAUUGCUAUUACCCAUGCGUCGAUGAGCAGAAUUUCCGAAGCCGCAGUCAAAACAUGUUAGCAGUACCCGAGGUGCAUCCAGACGAUGUGUGCUUCCUGGCGCUAAACUACAUCACAUUCGCAUUUCACGCCGUCUCGAACGAGACCACAGCACCUGGCUACGAAAGCAAACCCCCAGGGUGGCACUGGCUUCAAAUUGCCGAUGAGGUCGUCGGCAAGCGACAGCUUGUUGGGCGCGGUGAUAUUCAUCUGGCCCAGUUCUUGCUGUUCAAGGUGCGUACAUCUAUCGCUUCACCUCUCUUGUGGCAGAACAUACAGCUGCGCUAUUGGGCGCAUUGUAUUCUCCACAGGCUCCUUCAGUCUGCAAGAUCUCUGACGAGCACAUCUGGAUGCUUCCCGUAGGGAGAGGUCUGCCUGCCAUAUACUGCACGCUAGUUGAUCAGCCUAGUCUCGCUUAUAAUACAAUAGGCCUGGCUAGCCGCUACACACUCCAGCACGGUCUGAACCUCGAAGCCUCAUGUGCAGGAUUAAACGUAUGGGACUCGUUUGAGCGCAUACGGGUGUUCUGGAAUAUCCUUAUCGUCGAUCGCCGCAUA
Molecule: messenger RNA, 1293 nt
Organism: Didymella exigua CBS 183.55
Lineage: Eukaryota; Fungi; Ascomycota; Dothideomycetes; Pleosporales; Didymellaceae
Exons: 4
Coding region: 26-1099 (357 amino acids)
Biological process (GO): positive regulation of transcription from RNA polymerase II promoter by galactose
Cellular component (GO): nucleus
Molecular function (GO): zinc ion binding; RNA polymerase II cis-regulatory region sequence-specific DNA binding; DNA-binding transcription factor activity, RNA polymerase II-specific
Source: RefSeq, a predicted model, not a curated record